GAUUUUUCGAAAGAUGAACGUCCAGAUAUUCUGAAUUCUAUUCUAAAUUCUAUUCCGAAUUACAUCUAAACUAAUCAAACUCCUCAGUAUCUUAUUAUUAUGUUUACAACAUUACGGUGACGCGAAUAGCAACAUGUCGGACUUACUAGACUAUCUACUACAUGUAGUCUAUAAGUUAGGUACGCAUUCGGAUUCGAUAGCAGCACAGAGCCGCCAGACGACUUCUACAUCUCCAGCAAUUAUCUCUCUGUAAUUGAGAGAGGGAGGUAGUCUAUCACCUUAGGCAAGUUAGAGCUCUUAUUACCUACCUAAAAUACCGGUAUAAUGUCUGCCUUGCCUAUGGUGUCGUUAGCCAAGUCUGGAGUCAAAUCUGGAGUUGGGUCUACCUCUCUUUUGCCAUCUCAACCGGUCUGGGGUCAAACGCUUUCGCGAUUGACUAGCUCGAGACGGCAUCGCUAUCCUCGACUACGAAUAUCUCCCAGUCGCGUAAUUGCCCUGCGGAUGCGUAGUAAGACUGAAAGGCAAAAGAAGUUAUAUCGUCCUGCCUUUCUGUUCGCUGCUCAACAGCGGGCCGAUCGAUUACCCCUAUUGCUGUUUCAAGCCUGGAUGGCAAAUCAAGAUAUUCGGAAUGAGCCCGAACUAUUCAAGUCUAUACACUCCAUCACUUCGUCUGAGUGGGCUGACCGCUUCCAUAGCUUGGCCAGCAUAGGUUGGUCGAAGGAAGACGUAAAUCAUUGGAUAUGGAUACUAUCGGGGGAGAACGGAGACGCUCGCGUUCAACGUUUGAUUUCAACUGAAAAUCCUAAACCUAUUUUUCUUGUCACGCUUAUGUCACGUAGUAACGAGACGUUUCGCCAGGCGACAUCUUUACUGUCUCUGAUGGAAUACAUAUCGAAACACUACAUCAAUGUCGGAUCUCCAUCGUUGGGUAGCAAUGUAGCCCUAUCCAGGCGUGAAAUGAGCCUUACAGUAACCCAAUUUUUGCUACUACUUCGCCGUCUUGUUAAUCAUGUUCAGAGAUCAUGGCCCAGGUUGAUUAUCACGGUCUCGCGGUUCACGAUGGAUUACAUUCAAGGACUGCCCCCCAAUGACUAUCAUAAUAAGUGUGAAGUCUUCAAUUCGGCUUUGCAAUUAUUCAAGCGACCGGCUGCAACCCAGCCAGUGGCAAAUAUGGAGUUCAAUUGGAGAGCGCAGAGGCUCUUAUUAGCCAUGUCCGAUAAUAUGGACAGCCCUCUGAUCAUUGCCAAAGCUAGCUAUAGAGCUGUCCGAGAGGUCAUGGUUGGGCUAAAAAGGUCAAAAACGGAGAAAGCAGUUGCUGUAAGAUACUCGAAAUCCUGGCCGCCAUAUCGACAAGAUUUUGAUGGAUUUGAUGCAAAAAGAACGGUAGAUGAUGACUACUCGAGAAGCGUAAAGGCCGGCGUUCUCAUGAAGGAGGCUGGGUAUCCUGAUGACGAGUACGAUCAGGCACUUGGUGUUCUUGGUGGGUUAGGCCCUGAUUCCCCUACCGUGCAGACUCGCAGUCUUCCACCAAAAGAGUGGAAAGGUGAAGAACAAGAUCGGAACUUAUAUUCGCGCUGGGCUAUGAUGAUACGGGCAACCCGCAACCGCCAGGAGGCAUGGAAAGUUUUCAACUGUCUUGCUGUCGAAACGGGCAAACCUCCUAACACCCAAGUUUACGCCGAGAUGUUCAUGAAGCUCCAAGCUCGCCUCAUCCCCCAAACCUCAACUUCUUUGCCAGGUGAUGCCAAAGAAAACUUUCCGAUCCACGACGCCAAUUAUAGUGAAUACGAGCUAGCUAGGCUAUCACCCCCUACAGUUACCGAGCUAUACGAUCAAAUGAUCAGUCAAGGUGUAAAACCGGAGGGUCACUGUCUUAAUACUUUAUUGAGCAAUGCCAGCUCCCUCCAAGAGGGGACUCGCUUUCUUCGUGACAGUGGCAUUAACCCUGCUAGUAUCAACGCACUGAGUGUUUUUAAAGAGCCGUCUUAUGAGGCACUUCGACGAAUUCCUCUCUUAGUUUUCAAGAGCUAUAUACAACUUCUUUGUAGAUUGCAGCCUAAUCGUCAGGGCCAAGAAAAGCUCCCUCUUGAACAACUUUUCCUCAUCCGACAUGCUAUCAACCUCGUUAAGUUUCGACUAAGACCGGGAACCACCGAAGGCUCUACCUUUCGACCACCUUGGGCUAUUAUCCUAAGGGCACUAGCGCGAUCACACAUAUGCGUGAUAAAUGGCACGCAGGCGAGCAAUGAUGCGGCGGCUCUAUCGAUAUCUAUGGAUGUUAUCCAAUCCGUGCAGAAAACAGCAGGACUAGACUCGGAUAUUUUUCUCUAUCUAUGUCGUACGAUUCAGAAAGCGGCGGUGUCCCGACUGGAAUCUCGAGAUCCAUCGAUAAUCGAAAACAGUACGAUGGAGACUCCUUUAAUACACCCUUCUCAUGAUGUCCUAGAAACAUUAAAGUCGCUCUUUUCUCUAGUCACUAUGCCGGUAUGGAUAUCAAGAACAGAAUCUAAGAGGCUUGAAGUACCUCAAUUUAUACAUGGCAUAGGCCCUGCUCAUCUUCACGCCUAUAUGCGCGCUUUGGCUUUCCUCGAGGACACAGCUACGAUGAAAGAACUGUUACAGUGGAUAUUAACACAUAGGGCUUGUGUUGACGAAGAAGCUGAGCGGAUAGAAAGUCGUGGGCAUGCACUGGUAGCGAAGACGCUAUGCGCCUUUCAAGCUUUUGCCGGUCCGAGUCUGAGGUAUGAAGAGCAGGAGGACUUGAUAUCCCGAAUGGAAAAUACCACAAAGACUAGAGGCUUCUGGAGAUGGCCGACGCCGGAAGAGGUCGAUGCCUAUGUACAGUCCGAUUUACGUGGCGGCUCCCGGCGACUUCAGCAGAGGAUUUUAGCCAAGCUGUGGCAUAAAUCCUCCCAGGAGGAGAGUGAAAAGGAAAUGGGCUAAAUAUCUACAUAAUCGAAUGUACACUAUCAAUAUUAAAAUUACCCCCAUCAUGAUAUAUCUUAACAUACUAUAUUUCCGUUUAGAAUCACGUUGUACAAGGACAAUAUUCUUAUUCAUGAGCUGGUCUCUGACUUUUAGUUUAUACUCCGUUGUUUGGAUAUUGUUGUUAAACAAUAUUACUAUGAAUAGUAGUAUAUAGUAACG
Messenger RNA from Daldinia loculata, 3147 nucleotides. RefSeq lists its product as uncharacterized. The transcript has a single exon. The coding region runs from base 325 to 2943 and encodes 872 amino acids. The record is from RefSeq and is a predicted model, not a curated record. NCBI's taxonomy places the organism in Eukaryota, Fungi, Ascomycota, Sordariomycetes, Xylariales, Hypoxylaceae.